GACAUAACAAACGUAAACACAGAAAUGUCACCGUGACUAGUGCAAGUGCUACACACUACUACACAGUCAAAUACGCGUAAUUUUUAAAGUGCAAUACAGUUUAGAGCGAAAGAAAAAUGGAUAUCCCCGGCUUUUUGUACGCUGGAAUGGUAGCAGCCGGUGGAGCUUUGGGCUACUACAAAGCAGGAUCAAUACCAUCGCUAGCUGCAGGUGUUAUUUUCGGAGGGGCCUUGGCCUUCGGGGCUUUCCAAGUGCGAAUAAUGUCGUGCAACGAAGCCGUUUUGAAAUUUUUGCAAGACCAAAACCGCCCCUACUCCGCCUCCGACGUCCACGGAGCAGUGAAAGGAGACUUCGGCAAACCGGCCGUACAGAAAUCGCUGGAAUUCCUCGCCAAAAAGGGCGAUAUCAAAGAGAAAACCUACGGGAAACAGAAGGUGUAUUGCAUCGCCCAGUUAACCGGACCCGCUUCGGCCGAAUUCCGCGAAAGACUGCUCGAAAUGGACAGGGAAAUCAACGAAAAAACCGCCCGCCUGAAGGAGCUGGGCGAGCAGUGCAAGAGCAAAUCGAAAUUGCUGGGCGAGAUCCAAGGGCAAGUCAGCGUGAGCGAAGCGAUAGAAAGGAAACUCAGCGUGGAACGCGAAAUUACCGACGUACAGCAACAAUUAAAGCAAUACGAAGGUGCUGUACUGAUUGAGCCGAAGAAGAAAAACGAAGUACAAGAAAACUUCGAUAAAUACACCAGCGAGUACAAGAAGAGGAAGCGACUCUGCACGGACAUGCUCAACGCCAUUUUGGAAAAUUACCCGAAAACGAAGAAACAAUUAUUCGACGACAUUGGCAUCGAAACCGACGAAAGCGCCGGUUUCACUCCGAACAUAAACACCAAAUAAAUGUUCAAAUUACGACUCGUUUGAUUAACAACACACUCACCCUGCUGAUGAUGAUUCCCGCUAUCGAUAUCCUGAUUUUGGGCCCUUUGAGCAGCUUGUACCUCAAAUCCACGCCGUUCCAGAACGAAACGAAGUACCGUUUGAUGUGCACGUUGUCCCCGCCGUGCAAUCUAUACCCGUCGUAAUCCACGAUCACCAAUAUCUCCGGGUAGAUCGUGUAGGGCGCCUCCCGCUUCUUCCUAUCGCCGCCGGCGCUCCUCCUGAACCUCUUCGCCAAGUGAUCGGGCUCCAUCAGCGCUGCUCGAACCGAUUACCUUGUACAAUCCAUCGAUCGUUUAUCGAACGUCACUCACCGUAAUCGCCCGUGCCGUCGUCCUCCUCCUGUUUCCUCCUGUAGACGAUGUGAUGGUGGACGUUCUUGUUCCGUCUGAUGGGCAGGCCGGUGUCGAUGGCCACCUCGGAGUUGAGCUCGCCGUCUUGGUCCAGGAACAUCUCGUCGUCGUUGACGCUGUCCAGGUCGGUGUCGUUGGCGCCGCCGGUCGUUCGGUUGUUCUUCGAUCUGAUGACGGAGCCGCGGAGGCGCGCCGGCAGAGGGCGGAUCACCAGGUGGGACCCGAUGCUCCCUUCCUGCGGCAGGUUUAUUGG
Molecule: messenger RNA, 1535 nt
Organism: Phyllotreta striolata
Lineage: Eukaryota; Metazoa; Arthropoda; Insecta; Coleoptera; Chrysomelidae
Source: the annotation of a GenBank genome assembly